AGGAGCGGCAGCGGCCCAGCAGCCCAGCUUUGCGAAGGCUCUCGGCGCGCCGCGGCCCGCAGGCACCCGGCACGCGCCCUCCCCGCCGCCAGGAUGCCCAAGAGGAAGGUCAGCUCAGCCGAAGGGGCAGCGAAAGAGGAGCCCAAGAGGAGAUCAGCGAGGUUGUCAGCUAAACCUGCUCCUGCAAAAGUGGAAACGAAGCCAAAAAAGGCAGCAGCCAAGGAUAAAUCUUCAGACAAAAAAGUACAAACAAAAGGGAAAAGGGGGGCAAAGGGAAAACAGGCCGAAGUGACUAACCAAGAAACUAAAGAAGAUUUACCUGCAGAAAAUGGAGAAACUGAAAACGAGGAGAGUCCAGCCUCUGAUGAAGCAGGAGAGAAAGAAGCCAAGUCUGAUUAAUAUCGUAUACCAAGUCUUAUCAGUGGUUCCUGUCACCCUUGUACAAUCCAGAGGAAUAUUUUUAUCAACUAUUUUGUAAAUGCAAGUUUUUUAGUAGUUCUAGAAACAUUUUUAAGAAGGAGGGAAUCCCACCUCAUCCCAUUUUUUAAGUGUAAAUGCUUUAUUUUAAGAGGUAAAAUCAUUCGCUGGUUGUUUAUUUUUUGGUACAACCAGAAAAUAGUGGAAUAUUGAAUUAUUGGAGGCUUUGACUGUCCUGGGUGUCAGCUUAACAUUCCAUAGAUGGGGGUAGUUUUUAUAUCCUGUAAUACAAAGCAUACUAAAUGGCAAUUUGAAGUCACAGUCACAUAUUUACUGUGUCUUGAACAUUUAAAAUUAGUUCUAUUCCCAUGUUAUUUUUUAGUAGAAUUGUUUCUUGAAGACCGCUCCUUAAUCAUUGCUCUCCCUGUCAGAACUGUGUGCACUCUGUAACAUCUUUGGUCAUGGUAGUCUAGUUUUCCUAAUAGUUUUGUUAAUGUGUUGUGAAUGAUUGGAAAUUUGAUUAUGUAGUGUAUAUGAUAUUAAAUUGUGAACUGGUGGGACUUAUGUAACAGCUUACCAACAUCUGGAGAUACUGGUACUUGAUAUCCUCUUAAGGAAAAUUUGCCUCCAAAUUUGAAGAUGGAAGGUCACUGGAAAAACUUUUUAAAAAAUCAUGAUAUGUGGCUUUUUAGAAUUUCGGUACAUAUGUUAAGAAUUGUGUACAAAUUGAAAUGUCUGUGAUGAUCCUCAACACAACCAAUAAAAUCUCAAUUAUGAAAGAAUGUUUUGAAGCA
Cynocephalus volans (Philippine flying lemur) is the source of this 1211-nucleotide messenger RNA. RefSeq names its product non-histone chromosomal protein HMG-14-like. Gene Ontology annotation, molecular function: nucleosomal DNA binding. Gene Ontology annotation, cellular component: chromatin; nucleus. NCBI's taxonomy places the organism in Eukaryota, Metazoa, Chordata, Mammalia, Dermoptera, Cynocephalidae. The transcript has a single exon. Gene Ontology annotation, biological process: chromatin organization. Bases 94 to 399 code for a protein of 101 amino acids. The record is from RefSeq and is a predicted model, not a curated record.